CUUUAUUUCACCGAUCAAACUCAUACAAAAAAGAAGAAGCAGAAGAAGAAGAAGAAAACAAAAUUUCGAGAGGCUGCAAACAAUGGGUGACGACCGAGCUCUUGUCCGCCGGGAACCCGAACCCCAACCCCUGUCGGUGGCCCACGCACAGCCACUCGCCGCCUCCUACAACGACCGGAUCCGCCCCUUGCUCGACGCGGUCGACAAGCUCCGAAACCUCAUGGUCAUGAAGGAGGGCAUCCAGCUCCCCACCAUCGUCGUCGUUGGCGACCAGUCCUCCGGCAAGUCGAGCGUCCUCGAGUCCCUUGCUGGCAUCAGCCUACCGCGCGGGCAGGGCAUCUGCACGCGCGUGCCCCUUAUCAUGCGGCUCCAAGGCCGGCGUCAAGACGAAAGCACCAAGCUCCAACUUGAGUUCAACAACAAGAUCGUGGACGUGUAUGAGGACCACAUCUCCGAUGCCAUUGUCGCUGCAACUGACGAGAUCGCCGGCUCUGGUAAGGCCAUAUCGAAUACCCCGCUGACUCUGGUCGUCAAGAAAGAUGGCGUCCCGGACUUGACCAUGGUCGAUCUGCCCGGAAUCACGAGAGUGCCCGUGCACGGCCAGCCUGAGAACAUUUAUGAGCAGAUCUCCGCGAUGAUAAUGGAGUACAUAACGCCUGAGGAGAGCAUCAUCCUCAACGUCGUGUCUGCGACCGUCGACUUCUCCACUUGCGAGUCCAUAAGGAUGUCGCAGAUGGUGGACAAGACCGGCAAGAGGACUCUGGCUGUCGUCACGAAGGCUGAUAAAGCUCCGGAGGGCUUGCAGGAGAAGGUAACAGCUGAUGAUGUUAAUAUAGGGCUUGGUUACGUGUGUGUCAGGAACCGGAUCGGUGAAGAGUCCUACGAAGAAGCGAGGCUCGAAGAGGCGAAGCUGUUCGACACACACCCCCAGCUGUGCCAAAUUAACAAGUCCAUCGUUGGUGUGCCUGUCCUGGCAAAAAAUCUGGUGCAGAUUCAGGCCAAUAUUAUGGCCAAGUGCUUGCCAGGUAUCGUCAAGAAGAUCAAUGACAAGCUGAAUGCGAACGUUUCCGAGCUUAAUAGGAUGCCCAAGAAUCUGUCCUCGGUCGCUGAGGCUGUGGCGGCCUUCAUGCAGAUCAUGGGGUCGGCAAAGGAGUCGCUGAGGAAAGUCCUGCUGAGAGGCGAGUUCGAUGAGUACCCGGACGAGAAGCCCAUGCACUGCACAGCCCGGCUGAUGGGGAUGCUGAACCAAUAUUACGAUGAGCUGCGAAACUGCCCCGAGAACGAUCCACGGACUAACUUCUUGUUGGAGGAACUGGAGGUCUUGGAAGAGGCCGAAGGGAUCGGACUCCCAAACUUUCUCGCUCGCACUGCCUUUCUCACCCUUUUGCAGCGGAAGGUGAAGGCCAUAUCGAGCAAGCCACCGAGUUUCGGCGUUCGUGCUUGGGACUACAUUGAGGGGGUUGUAAUUCAGGAGUUGAUGCGGCAAUCGGAGAAUUAUCCUCAGCUGCAGUCGUGGAUAAGAAGAGCAGCGUCCAAUCUAAUUAACAAGAUGAGGGAGCAGACGACGGCUAAGAUGAAGGAGAUCGUUGAAAUGGAGAAGCUCACUAGCUACACUUGCAACCCUGAAUACCUGUUGGAGUGGAACAAGCUGAUGGCCCAGCAGAACCUGUUCAUGCAGGUGAUCAACGACGAGUAUAGGUCCACAACCAUGGUCCUCGAGGGGAUCGGGCAGGUCGACGUGCGCCAUCUGAGGAAUCACAAGCAGCUGGUUCAGCAGGCGUUCGAUCUGAAGAUGCGGAUGACCGCGUACUGGAAGAUUGUGCUGAGGAGGUUUGUCGACUCGAUGGCCCUGCAUCUGCCGUUCAGCGUGCACAACUUGGUGAACGAGGAGAUGGAGAAGGAUAUUGUGGGCGAGCUGAUCAGGCCCAAUGGCAGCAGCAACAUCGAGAGGAUGUUGGAGGAAGCGCCGUCGGUGGCGGUGAAGCGUGAGAAGCUGAACAAUAGCGUCAAGCUCUUGAGGGAGUCUGCGAAGGUGGUGGCCAGAAUCAUGGAUCGGAUUGCUAUAGAUGGCGACUACAGUGAUUAGUUAAUGGCGUUGUUCUGGUGGCCGUUUAUUUUCCUUUCUUGUGUGUUCUUCUACUGAACUUAAUUAAGGUGUUUUUCGUUUGAGUGUGUUAAUGUUGCUGUUCUAGGAAUCAUCUUUCCAAAUGAUGUUUCUUCUUGCUCUUUGUAUGUCUGAAAAUGGGUUUUUGAUGGA
Eucalyptus grandis is the source of this 2257-nucleotide messenger RNA. RefSeq names its product dynamin-related protein 4C. Bases 83 to 2086 code for a protein of 667 amino acids. The transcript is spliced from 2 exons. The record is from RefSeq and is a predicted model, not a curated record. Gene Ontology annotation, cellular component: microtubule; membrane; cytoplasm. Lineage: Eukaryota; Viridiplantae; Streptophyta; Magnoliopsida; Myrtales; Myrtaceae. Gene Ontology annotation, molecular function: GTP binding; GTPase activity; microtubule binding.